Molecule: messenger RNA, 2814 nt
Organism: Grosmannia clavigera kw1407
Lineage: Eukaryota; Fungi; Ascomycota; Sordariomycetes; Ophiostomatales; Ophiostomataceae
Product: neurite-outgrowth-promoting-like protein
Exons: 7
Coding region: 1-2814 (937 amino acids)
Molecular function (GO): syntaxin binding
Source: RefSeq, a predicted model, not a curated record
AUGUCCACGGCCGGUUCGCACACCCGCUCGGCAACAAACGGCGUCAUGGCCCACACCCACGAUGUGUCCGCCAUGACAAAUGGCCACGCCCACGACACCCGCCCUGCGCCGCCUCCGCCACCACCCCCGCCGGGCUCGUCCGCCGCACCGGCAGCCCCGGCUCUAUCCAAGAUGAAGCAGAACAAGAGGCAGCAGAACGUCGCCUCCAACGAGGCGUCCAAGCUAGUCGCCCAGAAGAUUGCGCAGCUGGAGCUGGACCAGGCUGGCGAAAAGGACCAGGAGCUGGAGAUUGAAAAGGAAGUGCGAAAGGCAAAUCGCGAACUGCACAGUCAGACGGCAAAGAUGGACUCCUUGCAGAAGAUCGACCAUCUGUCGAAGCGCUGCACAGAUCUGUUGCACGAGAUGAAGCGGCUCGAGCGCGAGAGCCAGAAGAACAAGAAGAAGAACGACCAGCUUCAGAAGGAGCGGGACCAGAGCCGGAGCGACCUGAGCAAGACCAUCGGCCUGAAGGAGAAGUUGGAGAAGCUCUGCCGCGAGUUGCAAAAGGAAAACAACAAACUCAAGAACGAGAACCGGACCAUGAAGGCCAACGAGGUCUCUAAUCUGAACUCUUGGGACCAGAAAUAUGCAACGCUGCUGCAGAAGCUCGACGAUCUGCAAGACGAGAAAGACCACCCCAAAAAGCAGGUGGUGGAUGUCGAGCUGGACGAGUUGUUUCGGCAGCGAUUCAAGUCGCUCAUCGAGCAGUACGAGCUGCGCGAACUUCACUUCCACUCGCUCAUGCGCACAAAGGAGCUGGAGGUGCAGUAUAACAUGGCGCGCUUUGAGCGCGAGAAGAAGCGGGCCGAGGCCGAGGUGGCUCUGUCACGGCGGCUGAACGAGCAGGUGCAGACCUUUUCGCGGACAGAGAGUGAGCUGCGGAAUCAGCUCAAUCUUUACGUGGAGAAGUUCAAGCAGAAGGAGAUGGAGGAGGCGUCCAGCAAGACGAGGAAGCUUGAGAAGGACAACGACGGCAUGAAGAGAAAGCACGAGGCGAUGAGCCAGAACGUGGUGAAGAUGGCGGAGGAGCGGGCGGAAAACGCACGGCUCCUGGACCUCACAAAGAGGCAGCUGGAGAAGCUCAAGUCGAUUGUCGUCAUGAUGCAGCGACAAGAGGCCAAGGUCAGCCAGGGUGCUGCCUGGAUCUCUGACUUCCUGGCAUCCAACGGCGUCAGCAUUGUUCCCAAGAGCAUGCUGACGGCCGACGGCCUGAUGCUGGCCCGGGAGAGCGACCCGGUCGCGCUGGAGGCGGACAGCGAGGGCGCGGACGCCGAGAGGCAGGUCGAGGCCGAGACGGUCGAGACGGUUGAGACGGCCGAGACGGCUGAGACAGCCGAAGCCGAGGGCGCAGCCAACCAUGUGGGAAGAGGACGCCGGCAAGUGGGGGAGACUGGCGGCGACGUGGAGGGAGGAAACGACCUCAGCGAUGCAGAUGCUGUGUUUGGUGACGACGAGGGGUCACCGAGCGCGAUAGAGGACACCGACCAGGCCGAUCCGGGGCCACACAAGGACAAGCAGCCGGCACAGAAGCAAAACCCCAGGCAGAAGGCCUGGUAUCUCCGGUCCAGCGUCCCGGUCUUCUUCCCAAGCCAUGCAGCCCUGCAGUUGCCCAGCAGCCAGUUCGAAGCCUUUCUGCAGACGGAUCUGGCUAGCCGCACGGCCGAAUUAGGCAAAGGCCCGACCGUUGAGGCUGCUCCACAGUCGCUGAUGGCGGACAUCCGCGAUGGACUCGAUGCAGUCGUCCUCGAUGUCAACGACAAUCCAAAACCAGCAACAGCAGAGCACCCGUUUGUGCAGGGCCUGCUGUCGGCGACCGAGCCGCAGGCGGUGCCGGACCUGACGAACAAGAUGCUGACAGACAACGGCGACGUGGCAUUCCGGUCGACGGAGAACGCGCUCGUGGAUCUCUUCUCUGAGCUGCAGGAGGCGGUGUCGGGGCCACGGCUGGUCGACCUGCUGGACGCGGCGUGGGCCCAAGACAGCCUGGCGACGCUCAAGAUGAUCUUCAACGCGCGGUCGAUCCACCUGGGCAAGAGCUCGCGCACGACGUUCUACCGCAGUGCCGGCUGGCUGGCACAAAAGCAUCCGCUGACGCUGGUGUCGAAUCUGCGGUGGCUGAGCCGGCCGGUGAUCGAGAAGAAGGUGGAGAAGAAAGAGGCGGUUGUGGUUGAGUCACGUGACGUGGACGAGAGCGACCCUCUGCCUAUUGAUGUGCGCAACGGUGUGGCCCACGGAUACUGGAAGGACCUGCUGAACCUGCUGGCGCUGGCGGCCAAAGGCAAGCUAGGACCUCUGGCGUCGCCGCACGAGAUGCUGAACGUGGACGAGCGCACAAACAAGCGGGUGCGUAUGGUGAACCAGGCGACGGCCAAGGCGAAGCGGCACGUGACGCGGACGAAACGACACGAGCGGGCAGUCGGGCUGUUCGAGACGGACUCGACGUACCGGGCGCUACACCUGAUGGGUGCCAAGUGGGCGCCGUCGACCGACCGGUUCCACGACCGACACACGUUUGUGGUGUCAUCGAUCGCGGAGCUGCUGUACCCGGCGUCUGCCUUUGGCGUGGCAUCGUCGGACCGCGCGCUGUACCUGCGCCACGCGCGCGAGGCCUACCGCAAGGACGUGUCGGCGCUGCGGGCACACCUGGACGUGGUGGAGCGACACCUUUCGGCCGGGACGAUGGGCGCGAUCACGUACAGCCGCAUUCCGUCGCUGGCGAUGAAGGCGUACGCGGGCGUGUUCGCAGCCAAGGACGAGGCGCGGUUCGACGCGUAG